AUGACUUUGAAGCAAUCUGCCCUGGCUGCUCUGGCCGCUGCCGUUGGAGCUCAGGCUCAACUGUUCACUGUCAACUGCUCUCCCCUGACUCAGUUCCGAGGUGAUCCCAUCGUCUCUCCUGGUAUACUGUCUUCUCAUGUCCAUGCCGUUGUUGGUGGCACCGCUUUCUCCUUCAACACGACCCCCGCUCAAGCACGAGCUGCCACUGCCACAACAUGUGACAAGGUCCUCGAUCAAAGCAACUACUGGCAGCCCCAAGUUUACCAUCAGCGAACUGAUGGCCAGUUUGAGCUAGUUACUUUCCAGGGUAGUGCUACCUACUACAUCCAACGUGCCUGUGACUAUGCUCCUGGCAGAACCAACUGCGAUUCAGCUCCUCCUCCUAUUGCCCCUCCUCAAGGCCUCAUCAUGUUGGUUGGAGAUCUAAACCGACGCACUUUCAAUGCCUCGAGCUUCGAAGACCAGGCCAUCUCGCACGUUUGCAUUGAUCCCAAUCCUGUGCCUGACUCCAAUACCUUCCCUUCCAAGCAAUGCCAGCGCAUGCGUUCUGAGACAUUCUUCCCGUCUUGCUGGGACGGCGUCAACUUGGACAGCAGCACUCACAAGUCUCAUGUUGCUUUCCCCGCCAUUGGUGCCUACAAUGGAGGUGUCUGCCCUCAAUCACACCCCAAGGCCAUUCUCUCGGUCUUCUACGAGUUCUUUUAUGACACUGGCUCAAUCCAGAAUUACAACCGCCUUGUCUAUGCCGACGGUGAUGCUACCGGUUACAGUCUUCACGCAGACUACCUCCAAGGCUGGACUGACCAAAACGCACUCAACAACGCCAUCGCCACCUGCACUGGUCCCAAUGGUGUCCUUGACAAGGGAUGCAGCUUGAAUGUCGGACCCAACGGCUCUCCUGGUUCUUCUUCGCCUCAGAAGCUCCAGACUCCUGCUCCUACAGAGAACAUUGGACUUAACGGCCCAAUUUCUGCCCUUCCCGGUAACAACCCUAUCCACUAAAUCUGUCAUGACACCGAAACCAUUGCAACUUCGAUUCAGCCGAAAAGGCAGCAAGGAAAGACAAUCGAUCGAAUCAAACAUAGCUCUGGCUAUCGGGCACUUUAUCGAAGUGAGCAGUGAGAAUAGGGUUUGCAGUUCGAAGGCAGAUGUUAUUGAAUGAACGAAUGAUGAUACGAGUCCACCACAACGGCUCUGUCUACGCCACUACCGCUAGCUGAUUUGGACAUCUGAUCAGGGAGAUUCCGACCAGGGAUUUAGUCGUGCACAUAGUUAGCAUUUACU
Messenger RNA from Trichoderma asperellum CBS 433.97, 1284 nucleotides. RefSeq lists its product as uncharacterized. Lineage: Eukaryota; Fungi; Ascomycota; Sordariomycetes; Hypocreales; Hypocreaceae. The record is from RefSeq and is a predicted model, not a curated record.